Molecule: messenger RNA, 1224 nt
Organism: Corticium candelabrum
Lineage: Eukaryota; Metazoa; Porifera; Homoscleromorpha; Homosclerophorida; Plakinidae
Product: kinesin light chain-like
Exons: 9
Coding region: 32-1048 (338 amino acids)
Molecular function (GO): protein binding
Source: RefSeq, a predicted model, not a curated record
GUACGACUUUCUUGACAGAAAAGAUGAAGCUAUGAAAUUGGCAAGAGAAGCGUUUGAUAUUGCAAGUGUAUCAUUAGCGUCAUCACAUUGUGAUUUGGCGUUGUAUACGAACGGUAUCGGUUAUUGUUGUGAAUCUCGAGGAGACUGCAACGAAGCCAUCGUGUGGUAUGAGAAAUCUAACCAAUUGCUGCAACAACUACCUUUUUCGCCUACGCGAGACGACAUCCUUGCAACAACUCUUAUCAAUCUUGGUUAUUGCUUCAAAGAAAGCGGAAACCUCGAAAAGGGUGCAAAUUUACUGGAGAAGGCAGUUACCCUCAUACGGUCGUGCUGUUCACCUUCUCAUCCAAAAUUGGCAUCUGUUCUCCAUUGCCUUGCCAAGCCGUACGACCUUCUGGACAGAAAAGAUGAAGCAUUGCAACUCGCAAGCACAGCGUAUGAGAUGGCAACCGGGUCGCUGCCGCCUUCACAUCCUACUUUGCCACAUUAUAUGAAUACUGUGGGAAACUGCUAUCGAUCACAAGGAAACUACGAGGAAGCCAUAUCGUGGCACAAGAAAGCUCGAAAAUUGCAUCUAAAACAAGAUUGCUCGCCUCUUCGAGAUGUCGACAUUGCUACAAAUUUGUAUUUAUUGUCUCUCGACUAUGACAAGAAAGGAUGUUGGAAAGAAGCCAUAAAGAUGUGUCUGGAAGCCAUAGAAAUGGAAAGAAAGCGCAUCUUCCCAAAUCGUACCUUUAUUGCUAUUUGUAUGAUGCGAUUAGGUUCGUAUGAAAUCAAGACCUCAAGACUUGAAGAGUCUACGUCGCACUUGCAAACUGCCUUGUCGUUUUUGCAAGACAAACUACCUACUAGUCAUUACACAGCAGAUUGUCACUUUUACCUUGCUACGUUAUUCCUUGCCAUGAAAGAAACAUACCAAGCUUGCCUACAUGUAGAGAAAUGUCUUGAGAUACGAAAAAUGGUUUUUCCCGAUUGUCACAGAAAGAUAAGGGAAGGUGAGUGUCUAAAACGAGACAUUGGAGGGCUGAAAGAAAAUACAAGUGGCUGACAUGAUAUUCCUACUUUUCUGAUUGUGUGUUGCCGUUUGCUUGUGUUCUUGUUAAAAUUGAUGGGAUUAGUUGGCAUGGUGCAAGAGAACUCUAAGGAUGUCUAGAUAGAUUUUGCGAUUGCACCUUAUCAUUAUUUUAGCCAACAGUUUAUAUACUUUUUCACUUUGUAGUUUUA